Molecule: messenger RNA, 1678 nt
Organism: Theobroma umbraticum
Lineage: Eukaryota; Viridiplantae; Streptophyta; Magnoliopsida; Malvales; Malvaceae
Gene: MTK
Product: S-methyl-5-thioribose kinase
Molecular function (GO): S-methyl-5-thioribose kinase activity
Source: RefSeq, a predicted model, not a curated record
CCUUUUUUUUCGUAGUCCAUCGUUAGUUAGACUUCUCUGUUGAUCGUUAUUAUUUUUCUUAAACCCCUGCAAAGCACCGCUAGAACAAACAGCUCCAGGAACAAUUAAGUGAAAAAAAAAAUGGCAUUUUCUGAGUUCAGGCCAUUAAACGAGAAGUCCCUCGUCGAAUACAUAAAAGCGACGUCUUCUUUGUCAUCGAAGAUCGGGGACAAGUACGAUGAUUUAAAGAUUAAGGAAGUUGGAGAUGGCAAUCUUAAUUUCGUCUACAUCAUCGUUGGCGCUUCUGGUUCUUUUGUCAUCAAGCAGGCGCUUCCUUACAUACGAUGUAUUGGGGAAUCUUGGCCGAUGACAAAGGAAAGAGCAUAUUUCGAAGCAAUAGCUUUAAAAGAGCAUGGUGGAUUGUGCCCUCAACAUGUUCCUGAAGUUUAUCAUUUUGACCGUACCAUGUCUUUGAUUGGAAUGCGUUAUAUAGAGCCUCCCCAUAUAAUUCUCCGAAAAGGGUUGAUUGCUGGAAUUGAAUAUCCAUUCCUGGCGGAACAUAUGUCAGAAUACAUGGCCAAGACUCUUUUCUGCACAUCUCUUCUAUAUCGGUCAACCACAGAGCAUAAGCGUGCUGUGGCUCAAUUUUGUGGGAAUGUGGAACUAUGCAGGCUCACUGAGCAGGUUGUUUUUUCUGACCCGUAUAAAGUAUCUGAACAUAACCGUUGGACUUCUCCUUAUCUCGAUCAUGAUGCCUUGGCUGUCCAGGAGGAUGAUAUAUUGAAGCUUGAAGUAGCUGAAUUGAAAUCUAAGUUCUGUGAAAGAGCCCAGGCCCUUAUUCAUGGAGAUCUCCACACUGGUUCUAUCAUGGUUACCCGUGAUUCAACUCAGGUCAUAGAUCCUGAGUUUGCAUUUUAUGGACCAAUGGGGUUUGAUAUUGGUGCUUUUAUUGGGAACUUGAUUUUGUCUUUCUUUGCACAAGAAGGACAUGCUGAUCAAGGCAAUGACAGAAAAAUAUACAAAGAGUGGAUAUUGAAGACAAUUGAGGAUACUUGGAAUCUUUUCCACCAAAAAUUCACUGCUCUUUGGGAUCAACACAAGGAUGGCUCCGGGGAGGCUUAUCUUCCAGCAAUUUAUAACAACCCUGAGCUUCAGAAGCUUAUACAAGAAAAAUAUAUGAAAGAAUUGUUCCAUGACACACUUGGAUUUGGUGCUGCUAAGAUGAUAAGGAGAAUUGUUGGUAUCGCUCAUGUUGAGGAUUUUGAAUCAAUUAGAGAAGCUAGCAUAAGAGCAGAUUGUGAGCGGCAGGCUCUUGAAUUAGCUAAGACCCUUCUCAAGAAGAGGCGAGAAUUCCUGUCAAUUAGUGAAGUUAUCUCAGCCAUCACGCAUGUCCAAUCAUGAUGGAAAUUACCUGAAAAUUGUGGUUUGCUCCUGGUAUUGGUUCCCUCAUUAAGCAUCUUCAGAUUUUUGUGCUGAGACCAGGCCUCUCUUUGCUGCAGUUAUUCCAAAUUUUUGUGUGGUAGGCCAUCAUUUAGUCUAAUUUUGUUCAUGUAAAACUGCUGUUGUUCUAUAUGUGCCAGCUUUGCAUGAUCCAGAAAUUACCUACUGUUUAUAAUUUAAAGUUAUCAUGCUUUCUUGUAUGAAACCACCUGUAGUCUUGCUCUCCUGGAUCGUGAGUAUAUAACUAAAGAUUCCCGUC